Patella vulgata (common limpet) is the source of this 2415-nucleotide messenger RNA. Its product is annotated as hemicentin-1-like. Gene Ontology annotation, biological process: cell-cell adhesion. Gene Ontology annotation, molecular function: cell adhesion molecule binding. Gene Ontology annotation, cellular component: cell-cell junction. The record is from RefSeq and is a predicted model, not a curated record. The transcript has 11 exons. Lineage: Eukaryota; Metazoa; Mollusca; Gastropoda; Patellidae. The coding region runs from base 252 to 2363 and encodes 703 amino acids.
ACACAUUUUUAUGUGAAAAUGGUGGUCGAAAGUUUGCUCUAGAAGUCAACAACCUGGAUGAUGGAGAAAUCUAUUAUGUAACAAAGAUAGCUGAUAAUAGAACUAUUGUAAUUCAAGAUAAAGGAUUGUUAAACAUAAACGUAAAUGAAGAACCGUUUUUGUGUCAGUUAACAGAUACUGGUGUACAACUGGUGUGUAGUAUAGGAUGCAGUAAACCAGAACCAAAAUUAACAUGGAAAUUUACAUCUAAUAUGGGUGGAACCCUACAGGAUUUAUCAGGUGGAGUGGAAUCUAUUAUUAAUACAGGAUGUUCACCUGGAUACGUAUCUAAAACUAACACUAUAACUAUAUCAAAUACAACACCGGUACUGGAUGGUCUAGAUGGUUAUACAAUAAUAUGUGAGGCUUCUUAUCCUGGCUGUGAUAUACCUACAACAACUGAUCAAUUUAACAGGUCUUGUUCUGUUAGACCAAUCGUACACAUAGAACCCUCAAUCAGUCCAUAUAAAGUUAUAGAAGGGGGACAACUCGUGUUGACUUGUCAAGUAACCAAUUCAGAUUUAGCAGUACCAUCUGGUGUUUAUAAAUGGAAUAAGAAUGGUGUACAGAUAACAGAUCAAAGUUCAUUUAUAUAUAGAAUGCAACUAGUAGAGAGAUCAGAUACAGGCAAUUAUUAUACCUGUACAGGUAGUAAUAGUGCUGGCCCAGGUAGAUCAUCUACACCUGUACAAAUUGAUGUUUUAUUCGGUCCCAUGGUAACUGUAUCAGUUGAUUCUGUAACUAAAACAGAGAAUGACGACCUUCAGUUGAUCUGUACUGUUGAAUCAAAUCCACCAGCAACAACCUUUAAAUGGUAUAAACCAGAUGGUAGUAGUGUUGAUGUAUCUUCUAAUGGACGACUUGAUAAAACUAGAAUUACCAGGAACCAGGGUGGUAUAUAUAGAUGUGAAGCUACUACUACUCUAGUACCAACUAAUGGUAGUUCUAUAACUAGAUCUCACAAUAAAACUAUAGAUGUUACUGUACUGUACCUCGAUCCAGUAACUUUAUUACCAACUGGAGAUAAACUGACAGUAAAUGAAGGAGAUUCAACCAAUAUCACGUGUUCUACUAAUAGUAACCCUGUAGCCAUGGUUACCUGGUACAAUGGUACAACUCAAAUAUCAUCUACACAAACCAACAUAGAUACCUUCACUAUACAUCAACCUACAUGUCUGGAUACUGGUGACUAUAUUUGUCACGCUACCAAUACUGACAUACCAAAUGUUCAAUACAACCAAUCAUUGAAAUUAUCUAUUAACUGUUCACCUAGACAAGAUACUAGAGUUAUAACAACAUCUAUAGUUAGUGGUAAUAUAACAGAUAUAGUACAACUGGUAGCUGAUGUUAUAUCCUAUCCAUCACCAACCUUCACCUGGUAUUAUAAUAAUAUAACUACUGGAGAUGUUGAACCUAUCUAUAAUGAUGAUGUCUUUAAACAGAUUGAUACCAAUAUCUCUAUCAAUACUUAUAGAUCAACAUUAAAUAUCAACAUUACAUCCCACAUCUACUAUACAUCAUAUACAGUCAAUGUAUCUAAUACUAUUGGUUAUACAGAACUAGAGUAUCAAGUUACAGGUCAAUCUAAACCUGAUGUACCUUCCAAUAUCAACUCAUUACCACCAAGUGACGACAGUAUCUGUAUUACAUGGACACCAGGAUUUAAUGGUGGAGAUCAACAGGAAUUUAUUGUUCAACAUUCAGUAGAUAAUAAAACCUGGACUAGUUCUACACCUCUACCAGAAUCUCACUAUUGUAUAAAGAAUCUACAAGCUGUUACACCAUAUUAUAUUAGAGUUAUAGCUAGAAAUACAUAUGGUGAUAGUCAACCAGUUUAUCUGAUAUCAUCUGAUGGUUCUUCUACAAUACAAACUUUAAAGACAGAUGUCCCUACACCACCUGACACCAAUGGAGGUUUAAUAGCUGGAGUUGUUAUAGCAGUGCUGGUAAUUAUUAUUGUUGCUAUUGUUGCUGUUAUUCUGGUACGGAAAAUGAGAAAGAAGCAUGAAGCUGAAUCAUCAACAUAUGCUGGUUUAGAUCUAGAGACUAGAACAGCUACUGGUGUAGAUGAUACAACAUACCAAGGUUUACAACAUUAUGUUAAUCUACAAUCAUCUUCUACAGUCAAUAAUAACCAGAAUUACGUUUCACUGCAACAUAUAGAACCAACUACAGUAUAUGAUAGUUUGAAUACAGAUAGAGAUGAUAUGGUGGUAUCUGGUAGAUGGACUAAUACCACCAAUCGUUCAAAUCCUUACGGAAAUAUUGAUGCAACAGAAAUACCAGCUUAUGUUAAUCUUAGACCUGGAAGCAAUGCACAAUAAUUAUAAUCGUGAUAUAGAUACGAACUGCGCCCUGCACUUGCUUAUUUAUUUA